Messenger RNA from Aureobasidium pullulans EXF-150, 3255 nucleotides. RefSeq lists its product as uncharacterized. Gene Ontology annotation, cellular component: mitotic actomyosin contractile ring, proximal layer; plasma membrane; cytoplasm. The record is from RefSeq and is a predicted model, not a curated record. Bases 134 to 3040 code for a protein of 968 amino acids. Gene Ontology annotation, biological process: cytoskeleton organization. Gene Ontology annotation, molecular function: protein binding; phospholipid binding. The transcript is spliced from 3 exons. NCBI's taxonomy places the organism in Eukaryota, Fungi, Ascomycota, Dothideomycetes, Dothideales, Saccotheciaceae.
CCAUCUUCUUUGCUAUCACAGAGUCAUCUAGACAUAAUACCGGGCUACUUCGACAGACCAGACAUCAAUAAUCUAUUCACACAAACUCGUUAUCCACAAUCACCAAUCGCUUUGAACAACACGACCGGGCGCUAUGGCGGGAUCAGAGAUGGCACCUAGCGUGUCGCUCUCUUUCGCAAACAACUUCUGGGGUAAAGAAGACGCCGGCGUCGACCCUUUGCUCGAACGCAUGCACAAUGCCAAAAUCACUAGCGAUGAACUCAAGUCUUUCUACACUCAACGAGCUGCUAUCGAGGAGGAAUACUCGCGCAAGAUACUCAAUCUUGCCCGCAAACCCCUGGGCUCAUCCGAGGCUGGCACUCUGCGCAUGUCAAUGGAUGUCGUACGAGGAGAGCUCGAGGCCAUGGGCAAGUCGCACCAACACAUUGCACAGCAGAUGAAGGGCGAGCUUGAAGAGCCACUUUCGACCUUCUCGGGCGGCAUCAAGGAACGUCGCAAGAUCAUUCAGAACGGAAUCGAAAAACUGCUCAAGACGAAGACGCAGCAAACACACACCGUCAACAAGGCACGCGAUCGCUACGAGCAGGACUGUCUCAAGAUCAAGGGCUAUCUCGCACAAGGCCACAUGGUUAUGGGUCAAGAAGAGCGCAAGAACAAGGCCAAGCUCGAGAAGACUCAAAUCCAAAUGUCGGCAACCAGCAGCGAAUACGAACAAGCCGUCAAGGUGCUCGAGGAAACAACUGCUCGCUGGAAUCGCGAAUGGAAGGCUGCUUGCGACAAGUUCCAAGACCUCGAAGAAGAACGCCUCGACUUUACAAAGAGCAGCCUCUGGAGCUUUGCUAACAUCUCCUCCACCGUCUGCGUCAGUGAUGAUGCCUCUUGCGAGAAGAUUCGUUUGUCUCUUGAGGAUUGCGACGUCGAGAAGGACAUUGCUGGUUUCAUCAAGGACAAUGGCACCGGUCAGGAGAUUCCUGACCCUCCAAAGUACAUCAACUUCUGCCGCGGCGACAUCAACGACAACGCUUCUGACGUCUCCGACGAUGCACACUACUCUGUUGCUCAAUUCCAACGGACCAUGAAUCCGGCAUUCCGCUCGUCCUCGCCGCAGCCCUCAUCUUACUCGUCUCAUCACGACCCUGCUUCAUCCCUGGCUCAAGAAAUGGCUCUCGGCUCGUCAGUCAAUUCUGAGAGAUCUCAGAGAUCACAAAGAUCACAACAGUCUGCUGUCAUGCCUCAAAUGCCCCGUCGCUCCAGCCAACAGGCUGUUCCAAUCAACGCCUAUCAAGACGUGCCCAAGGUACCUCACAACGAGUAUCCUAUGGACGGCAUGACUCAGUUCUGUAGACUCGGCCCUCCGUCCGAUCGCAGCUCCAUCCCCAGCCCGACACGCCCUGAGGACGACUCGCACAGCGAAAUCUCCAAUGCAAAUUCCUUCUCAAGUAUCGAGCCACCUACUUCGCCGAUGAAGCAGCUAAACGCUUCCACCGUUUCUUCCAGCAGCCAGCAGGACGACAAGACACUGCAGAAGAGACGAAGUGGUUUCUUCCAAAAUCACAGUCCCUUUGGCCGCCGUAAGAGCAAACAUGAAGUCGCCGCUCCUGCUUCUAUCUCGAACGGCCCGUCUCAGAGAAAUACUUGGGCUGCUGCUCCUAGACCGCAGACUUCAUCCUCACCGGCUCGUCCGUUCGGCCGCGAAGCUAGGAAUGUCGGAUUUGGCAACGACCCAAUGCCCAGCCCCGACCCAGAACCUGUUGACCCUCGUGCAAACUUCCAGCUGAACAUUGGCAACAAUGUCUUCGAUGUUGCAACACCUGACGCUCGUAAGAGAUCGGUCCCUGUCGAGGAGCCCACGGGAGAGCUUGACCCCAUUGCCCAGGCUCUGGCUGAGCUCAAGGGCGUCACAAAGCAAGCCUCGACUCGUGUCUCAGUGGAUCGCUAUGCUGGCAUUCCAACUCCCGCACCGGGUGGCGCUGGCAGAGCAUCGCCCUCGCCUCUCAUGGCCAACUCUGAUGUUCGUGCUGCUCAGCGUGGAACCCCACCACCUUCUUACGACCAACCAAUGAGACGACUGGGCGCACCGCAGCCGGCAUUCACUAGCAAGCAGAUGCAGCAGACAACUGCUAGCUAUAUGACACAGAAGAGAGACAUGUUCAAUGCUCCUCCACGCAACACACCUUCUCAGAUGGGCUCACGUCCAGCUAGCAGAGGCGGAGAUCCAAGGGCCUCUGGUGAGAUGAUGCGCUCCGCCUCUCCUGCACCCUUACGUACGAGCUCGCCCGCUCCUCCGCGCGCUACGAGUCCUCGACCCGGCCCAGGAUACGACCGUAGAUCUCAACCCAUUCCUCAAGGACAGGACUAUCGUUCAACCUCGCCGAAUCCAUACGGCGGGCCUCCUCCCAACGGCAUGCCUGCAGCAAGACCACGUGCACAAUCAAGUAGUCCGAUAAAGCAGCAGCAGCAGCGCCCAGGAUACAACCCAGCUUAUGCAUCACAUGGUAAUUCUCCAGUUUCUGGUAUGCCUCGAUCUGCAAGUCCCAACCCUCAAUUCCGUGGCUCGGCUGGCCCAGGCAGCAGACCACCAAGCAGCCGCGGCGACCCUGCAGCUAUGGCGAUGCAAUUGGCUCCAUCAGGCGACCAAGCCUACCCUCCACCCUCGCGAGGAGGACAAGGUGCACCACUCAGACCCACAAGCACUUUCUAUGGAGCUGAGGGUGGUUGGGCAGCAGCAUCGACUCGCGGAGGGGCCCCUCAGCAACAGCCGCCACAACAGGCACCGCAACAGCAGCAACAGUUAAGUACUAGAGUGCGUAGUCAGAGCUCUGCUGGACAGAGACAAUUCACCAAGGAUGGAAGACCCAUUCUUAAUUUCUCUCGAGCAAUGUACAUGUACUCGGCAGCGAUUCCUGAAGAACUCACCUUCGCAAAGGGUGAUAUCCUGGCUGUCCUGAGAUUGCAAGACGACGGCUGGUGGGAAGCCGAGGUGGCCGGCAAGGAUGGAAGAAGAGGACUCGUUCCCAGCAACUACCUGGUCCCUGCUUAAUGAUUUCUCAUUUGUCAUUGAACGUACAUUCGUUGAUUUCCCUUAUACCCUUUCUGAUGGGGAGAUCUUAUGGAUGGUGACGUUUUCUUGUUGAGAUUCCGGUCAGAAUUGGAGAUGUUUACGACAGAAAUUGAAUGCUUUGAUUACAUGCUUAUCGAGGAAGUAUUGAGUGAUUUUUGUGCAUAGCGAACGAAUUAGGAGAAGAAUUCACAGCC